AUGGAUACUUUCACUGUUGACAGGCGUCAGUUCUAUGAAGAGGUUGGGGUAACGCUUGAAAACCGGGCUGAUCAGAAUCUGCGCCACUCGAUUAAGCCCGAGUCAAGAACACACCCGAAUGUACUAGAUUUCGAACACGCUAUCGCGCCAUCUGGCUCCGCUCCGAGUCUUGUCAAGAUUCGUGAUGUUUGCUCUGAUGAGACAAGUGAUGUUAGCACCGAGGCCAUGACAACUCCAGAGUUCUGGGACGCUUUGGAAGAAAGCCGACCACCCCCGCCAGACGAGAGUGAGGCUUUCUCUUCGAAUUCUGUGUACGCGCUCAUUGGAUCAGUAGUCUCCGAGGGCCAAGGGAACUACCAUCCUGGGCAGUCAUCAUCAAAUAAUCCGUACUCGAGUCUGAAUGAUUUCGACGUUGUGAGGAUGCCUCCAGACAAGCGCCAAAUCUUGUCUCACAAUGUCGCUGGAGGGGACAAGGACGUAGGAGGUAAUCAAAUGGAAUCCGAAGGCGAUAAAAGCCCAGUUGAAGACGUUCAUUCCUCCAAAAAGCGAAAGAUUAUUGACUGUCUUGUCGAAAAACCCUUCAGUGACGCUACAGCUGCAGGGGAAAAGCUCAAGGCUCGUUCAUCCACCGACGCAUGUGCUUCCAGUAGUGUGUCUUCGUUGAAGCGCAAUUCUCUACAGGAGGGUGGCCAUUCCAAGCUCAGGCGAUCAAAGAGGUUGGAAGAAAAAGCUAGAACCUAG
Messenger RNA from Penicillium pulvis, 741 nucleotides. RefSeq lists its product as uncharacterized. The transcript has 3 exons. The coding region runs from base 1 to 741 and encodes 246 amino acids. NCBI's taxonomy places the organism in Eukaryota, Fungi, Ascomycota, Eurotiomycetes, Eurotiales, Aspergillaceae. The record is from RefSeq and is a predicted model, not a curated record.